Messenger RNA from Nylanderia fulva, 2315 nucleotides. RefSeq lists its product as uncharacterized. The record is from RefSeq and is a predicted model, not a curated record. Lineage: Eukaryota; Metazoa; Arthropoda; Insecta; Hymenoptera; Formicidae.
CUGAGAGCUUGCAGUCGCGCGUAUCAUCGCUACCGGAACGCUUCCUCUCGUUCGGUGGUCCUUUCAUGUUUACUCCUGUAUGUAUUUAUGUGCAUCUGUGGGUGCUUCAAAUAAUAAACGAUCAAACUAUAACGCGAACCAAAAGCGUAAAGAACGCUAAAAAACAAACAAUAGACAGAAAGAGAUAACUUUAUUUCCUCUAAUAUAAUCGCGAAUGGCAGAUAAAAAACACGGAGAAUCGUUGAAAAACGCCGUCUUUUUCGUACACUAAUAAUUCAUUGAGAAAAAUUUGUUGGAAAAUUUUGAGAAGAAAAUCUCGCCGCGAUGAAGAGCGAAGAGAUGAAAGCUUCCUCUCUAAAAUGCAAAAGAACGCAGAGUCAUGACUGAGAAAAUUAAGAAAGCGUCUCAAAUUUGCGCAUCGACAUCCCGAAGAGGCUGAUCACGCACGAGUCGAGAUGAGCAAAGAGGGGAGCAGCGGCGAGGCAUCCUCGCCGGAAGUCCAGGCGGAUGUGUCGCCGAAAGACACGAAUGCGGAGAUUUACGAAAAUCGCGGGCCUAAAAAAAUAAUUCGCGUAGUCACUGUGAUAGCGUAUCUAUUUUCGGUGAGUUUCGUGGGUAUCCUCUUAAGUGCCUAUUACAUAUUUUUAUGGGACCCACCGAAUCCGAGAUUGAUAAAUCGAGGAAGACUGCAGGCGGAUCCGCAGAUGCAGUCCCUGAUCGCCACCGUGCCUUCAGAGAAGACAGACUUGAGGAAGAAGGGGAACGAUUUCUUUCUGGAAAAUGAAGUUAAUCGCGCGGACGUAUCUCUCUUAAAUCGCAUGCCGUACAGCGCGUACGAUGGGGAUGAUCCUAACGUCAAUUCUCAAGACAAGAAACAGGAAAGGCUGAACGUGAUGUUGCUAAAAUUGAGACACUCGCUCAUGGAAACACACGCUCGGAAUCGAAAUCUGUCGAAACACGAAACGGUAAUUUCCGGCGGACCCAACAAUUCGUCUAUUAGAGGAACAAUGCUCAACUCGAUCUCGAAUAAAUUGCGUAAAAAUAUUUCUGAAGAAAAAACUCGAAGUAAUACUGAUUUACCAGAAUUUAUGGAUCCUAUAAAUAUGCUGGACAUUGAAAACACGGCCAAAACUGUACAUGAAAAUAAAACGAAACAUAAAUAUUUGAACGGAAGAUUUAUUAACGAUGCCAAUCCGAUUGUCGAUCGUGAGGAAGAGAAUCGCAAUUACAGGAACGAGCAUUCUGACGCUAAAUUAUAUUCUGAUAGUAAAUCCAGCGAUACGAAAGCAAACGAUGAUAUUAUAAAUGACAGUAAUCAUCGCGGUAUCAAACGCAACAAUUCUUUCAAAGAGGAUCAAGAAUUUUUAAAAAUCAAUAUUGUCGGCGAUAUGAAAGAAUUGAUAAAACCAGAUGAAAUUGAUAAUCGUCAGUUGAUCAAUGGCAAUCGAAAAAAUGAUUCAAAUAAUGUACACACGAUCAUUACGUCAAAAGACUACAAGAAAGAUCUCACGAAACGUCUGCUAUCUAUAAAUGUCAACGUUAAUAAUCUAAAUUUCCGGCAAAAUUAUUCCUCAGACAACCACAUCAAAGAGAUCAAUGAAGUAUCGACUGUCCCAUCAUCUCACGACCACGAUUCAAGAUAUAUCCAUAACAGUCCGGGAUCCCAUCAGCCGUCGGAUGAUCCGACUGUUGUAAAAUCGCAAGCGUACACCACGAGAAAUUCCGAAGAAACACAGAUCGAAAGGAUGACUGUAAAAUCUACGACGAUGAAUAAUAAAGAAUUGAAGGAAAUAGAUAUAUCGUCCACCCAACCACAGAAAAGUCUUUUGGAAAUUUUGACGGAAAUCACGAAUAUCGAGGAAACAUCCAAUGAACUCACAUCGAUAUCGACAGUACAGGAUUAUCGCAACAAUUUCACUAGUACCAUAAAUGUCGACAAUGACGAUAAUGUUACAUAAACGAGUACCAAACUUUUUACACUUUCUAUUGAACGCGAAAAUAUAAGCUAAAGGGAAGCCAAACUAGUAAUCGCUAACAGAGUAAUAAGACCUAUUAGUAUAUUCAUAGAAAUUCGAUUUUUCCAUUCUAAGAACAAAGAAUAUUAGAAUGUUGCAUUGAUCUAAAGAUUAGCUAAAUGACAAAUCUUGUAAAGAUUAAAAGGACUCUCCGAGAUGAAUAUAAAAGUUAGACACAUAAAUAUAAUUUAGGUUUAACUAGUUAUGUAAAUGAUGCUGUUGACGAUAAAAUCAAUAAUGAUAAUGAACAAUAAAAUCCUAAGCAAAAUACAAAAUAUUCAUAAACGAAUCAUGGUUAUU